Cololabis saira (Pacific saury) is the source of this 2634-nucleotide messenger RNA. RefSeq names its product ubiquitin-conjugating enzyme E2Z (gene ube2z). The record is from RefSeq and is a predicted model, not a curated record. Gene Ontology annotation, cellular component: nucleus. Gene Ontology annotation, biological process: negative regulation of apoptotic process. Gene Ontology annotation, molecular function: ubiquitin conjugating enzyme activity; cysteine-type endopeptidase inhibitor activity. Lineage: Eukaryota; Metazoa; Chordata; Actinopteri; Beloniformes; Belonidae.
CGGAAGCCCGUGUGUCGUCGUCGUCAACGUUAGCAGGAAGUUUCCCGUGUGUCGGUCCGAGACUGCACCGAGACCGAGACCGUCCCGCUGUACCGACCACCGGCGGCUCAGCCUGGACUCGUUCUGCCCAACAGUUAGGAGUUUAGUCGGCGACACGUCCAGUAUGUUGGGUGAAGCGGCCCCGGCUCCGGGCCUCGUCUCCCCGCCGCGUCGCCGCCUGAGCCGGCAGAGCCAGUACCCACAGCCCCGGUCCCCGGUCCCGGUCCAUGAGGACGGCCGGCGGCUUCAGUAACAGCGACUAGAUCCACCCCCAUGGCGGACAUCUCCGGGGAAGACUGUCCCGGCGGGCUGCAGGGGCUCGGCCCCGGCUCCAGCGCCAACGGCCCGGCCGCCGCCGGCAGCAGUUCCGCUGGCAGCUCCAGCUCCACCGGCCCCGGCAGCUCCGUCCCCCCCCGCCGCCCCCCACAGCAGCCUGAGCGCCGUCAUGGCCUCCAUGUCCACCGGGGGCCCGGGCCCCCCGCUGCCCGCCCCGGGGCUGGGGGUGGCGGGGGGAGGCCUGCUGUCCCAGAUCCACGCCACGUCCUGGGACCCCACCCUCAGCACCGACUGGGACAACGAGAAGGCCUCGCAGCAGUGCAUCCUCAGGAUCAAGAGGGACAUCAUGUCCAUCUACAAGGAGCCCCCACCAGGGAUGUUUGUGGUUCCUGAUCCUCAAGACAUGACCAAGAUCCACGCCCUGAUCACGGGCCCCUUCGACACGCCGUACGAGGGCGGUUUCUUCCUCUUCCUGUUCCGCUGCCCCCCCGACUACCCCAUCCACCCUCCCCGGGUGAAGCUCAUCACUACGGGACACAACACGGUCCGCUUCAACCCCAACUUCUACCGCAACGGCAAAGUCUGCCUCAGCAUCCUGGGGACAUGGACCGGUCCGGCGUGGAGUCCAGCCCAGAGCAUCUCCUCGGUCCUCAUAUCCAUCCAGUCCCUGAUGACGGAGAACCCCUACCACAACGAGCCGGGCUUCGAGCAGGAGCGCCACCCAGGAGACAGCAAGAACUACAACGAGUGUAUCCGCCAUGAGACCAUGAGGGUGGCGGUGUGCGACAUGCUGGAGGGAAAGGUCCCCUGCCCUGAAGCUCUGUGGAGUGUGAUGGAGAAAUCCUUCCUGGAAUAUUACGAUUUCUACGAGGGAGUGUGUAAGGAACGUCUGCACCUGCAGGGUCAGAACAUGCAGGACCCGUUUGGGGAGAAGCGGGGGCGUUUCGACUACCAGGGCCUGCUGGCUCGCCUCAGCGCCACCCACAGACGGAUCCGGGAGAAGAACCUGGCGGAGGACGAGCAGAACCAGGACGACACAGACUCGGACACCAGCUCCUCGGAGACGGACCCGGACAGUCAGGGCAGCUCCCAGCCCUGACCAGACGGUGCUGGGCUCAGAGCCGGGCCCAGAACCUCCAGUUUAUCUCCUCCUGCUGCUGAUCUUCCUGCUUCAGAUGAACAAAAGAGGUUCUGCGGUCUGGAUUCACUCGUCAGAUCCUGGUGAAUCUGACCCAUUUUAUUUGUGUAUUUAGGUUGGUUUCCAGACGAGAUGAAGCUGCAGUUACUAGAGGAUUAAAACUGAACUCUUGGACACGAAACGGGACGACGGAGGAGGUUCUGUCCCGUCCCAACAGACCUGAACAUGAGGGAUAGGGGUUUCCUGAGGAACGGUGGCAGGAUGCAGGGAUUCUGGCUUGAAAUCUAACAGACAUUUGAACAAGGAUUUCAGUUGGACUAACCAGUCUGAGUCUGGACCUGGACACCAGACCAGUUUCUGAGGACGAUUCUGUACCACACAGCUCAAGUAUUAGACUGCAGUGAACGUGUUGGAACCUGCUGCUUCUGUCACCAAACAAGCAGACAGACCACUGGUCUUCCUCCUCCCCCCAGACCUCCAGGAGGGUCAUACCUCCGGGGUGGAGGUCUGACCCUCCUGGAGGUCUGGGCUGGAACAUGAACACUGCCAGCAGCAGCACAGUCGCUGCUGCGGUAACAACGACCUCACCAUUCUGAACAUCUGCAGGUCUUACCGGAAACACUUCCAGGUUUAUUACAGUUUAAUAAAUAGCUAUUUUAGCUGCAGAACAGCUGAUAUCAGGCUCAGAUCUCCACGUCUCCAUGUCGAUUAUACCGUCGUUAAGGCAACUCUGGUUUCAUGUGCAGUGACGUCACUUACAGGUUGGCGUCUCUUUACAGGACGGUGACAGGUUGACAGGAAGUGGCUCCGCCCAACCCUGCUUAAAUCACAAAAGGGCAAAUGGGUGGAGCAGGCGAGCCUGGAACCAGCCGGGACAUUUAUCUGUCUUAGCUUGGAUACGUAGCUUAUGCCGACCUAAUGAGUACCGCCAGAAAUGAAAGGAAGACCAGCAGAACUCUGUUGGAGCCCAAGGGCUUUCAAGUUUCUUAUUUCUGUGUCAAACUCUGGGUUAGAACUGGAUGUAGCUCCUCUGGUGAUGAUCGUGUGGUCCGGGCUCAGCCAAUUGGGGAAGAGUCCUUGAAGUCCAAAUCUGGACAUGGGUACACUGCAAAACUCAAAAUCUUACCAAGAAUAUUUGUCUUAUUUCUAGUUAAAAUGUCUCAUUUUUAGUAAAAAAAAUC